AUGUGUGCCCGUCCCCCUAACGUCCAGUUCACUGCCGCAGCUGGUAAAUCUGCUCGGGAAGGAAGCUCACCUUCUCCUGAGCCCUCUUUAAUCAAUCGAGACACACACAUUCUGCCAAAAAGAUUCAUUAAUUCUUUGAGUACUCUUCCCAAAAAAGACUUAGAAAAGCGUGAUAUAUACGGGAGAGCCUUACUACAUGUCGUUUGCUUGGCAAACAAAAGAUAUUUACUGGAGAAACUUUUGAAAAACCCCAACCUAAACAUAUCCAUUACAGACCUCGAAAACCACUGGAAUUGCCUGCACUAUGCGAUUUUCUACAAGAACUUCAUCAUUGCUCAAAUCCUCAUUUCUACCAAGCAGAGUUUGCUUCAAGCAAAAGACCGCGAAGGAUUCACACCCUUAGACCUUAUGAGUAGCGAAAUCGACAUCUGGAAACUGAAGUGGGUGCCUGAAAGUAUUGGCAGACUGCAACUGCCUAAGCCCAAAAUGACUGUGGAAGAAGCCAGAUGUGGCACUAGGGAGAUCAAUCUUGAGAAAAGGUUUACGGGACAUCAGUCGUUUAGAGCAAACAACACUCCGAGAUCAUUUCAGCUUAGCAGGGGAGGGUCGAAUAUUGUGAUGAUUGACUCUCUGAAGGAUGUCGGUGAAAACACAGAUCAUUUGGUGCUUGUGGACAUGAGGAGACUCAAGUACAAAUAUGGUGACAGGGAAACGUACUCGAGCCUUUCAGAGAGAAUUUCAUUUCCGAGGAUUCGAGACGUCAAAAUGUCCAAACACCAUUCAAUUGUUCUUACUACAGAGCCUCAAGCCAAUAUAUUUGUCAAGGGACUGGGCACCCGCGGUCGUUUGGGGUUGGGAAAUGGACAGCCGCAAGACGCUUUUGUUGGAAUUCCUGCGUUUGAAAAGGAGCGAAUCUUGUUUGCAGAUGUGAGCAAUGAUCAUUCAAUAUGUUUGACUGCGGACGGCAACGUGUAUACUUGGGGUUUGAACUCAUACGGUCAGUUGGGCUAUCAAGUUGACUUGCUUCCUCAUCAAACAGAAGCCUGUGUGUCCAUUCCAAAGCUGGUCAACACUGGAGACCUGAAGAAGCAGACUAAUUCCCAGAUUCUCGGAGUCAGUUGCUCGAAAUUCCAUUCCUUGGUUUAUACAAAAAGCGAGAUUUAUCUUUGGGGUUUGAACGUUGGCCAAUUUGGGUUCAGUCCUUCGGGAAAUUUAAACAAAGUACCUGGCAGAAAUGGCGUUGGUCUAAUCCAAAUCUACCCAAGAAAAUUGGCUUUCACCUAUGGAGACAUUAGGAUUGUUUAUGCUGCAGACAGUUUCACGGUUGUUCUGACCAAUAGCAACGAGCUGCACUUUUAUCUCAACGGUUUCCAUUCGAAAGUGAUACCACCGCUGCUCAACAAAAUCGACUCGGAGUCUUUCAACACUUUCCGUCCGCGUGUUCUUUCGCAGAGGAAGUCAAUCUCUAAAAUGGUGGCGCAGAAAGGAUGCGAUUCGUGUCUUCUUUUGCUCGAUAACGGAGAUAUCAUGCAGCUCAAUAUGGAUGUGAAAAGCCUAGAUAAUGCUUUGUUCCAAAAAAGUGUGCGUUUUACUACCAUCUGGAAGGCCUCAAAAGAACACUUGCGAUGCACAGACGUCGACAUGGGCAAUGAUGGCUCUAUAAUCAUCUCUGUGCAGGACGGCUCCGCAUAUAAACGUAUCAAGCGUGCUAUCGUGAAAGACUCCAAGUCGUCGCACGGCUACAUCUCAAAGAAGUUCAAGUUUUCCAAGAUCGUGGGUCUCAAUAAGGUUGUCAGGGUGGUUUCUGAUCCUCUGUUUUCCAGGUUUGCCUUUAUCCGGGAUGAUACUGAUCUCAUUCCUCAUAGACUAGCGAAGUCGUCUAUUCUACAGGAUUUCUAUAGGCUGUCGCCGUUGAGCGAAAUCCAGGAUGAUAGACCUGUUCAACGUCGGGCCAUAGUCAACAAGGUGGACGAAUCGUAUAUGUCAUUGGAUACCAGCUUCAAAAUCAACUUUGUGUAUAAAACGAAAGCUUUAGAGGUUGGAGAAGAAGAGACUUUUUUCAGGCACCAAGUCGUUGAAGAGGAUUCGAAAGCGGCAUCACAUGACGUGAUCGCCAAUUUCAAAGACUCCAGGUGGACACACGAGAAGGAGAGCAUUGAUACGGUCGCGAGUAUCAACGAUGAUGGCGUUGUUCGCGAGAUUCUGAAAUCGGACAACAUUGACUAUUGGUUGACCAUGAAGGAUCUUGCCAAAGGAAAACACUACGAUUACACGGUGUCUGUUGACGGUGUCGAUAUAGACGUGCACCGAGAAGUUCUGGAGUUGCGAAGCGAGGUUCUCCGGAUCUUGAUUAAUCAAAAUGGCACUUUGGAACGUAAUGGGGUUAUACUGACCAGUACCGCAGGAAAACUGAAAUGCUCCGGGAAGGUGACCCUGUGUUCGGUGCUGGUGGUCCUACACUUUUUAUACACUGACCAGCUCGUCGAUGUGUGGACAGACUAUCCGCUGGGAAAAACUCCCAAGCACCUGCAGGAGAGCAAGACAGCUUUUGAGAAUAUAUCCAAAAUGCUACGUAUUGUUUCUCCUAUGGGCCGUGUUGAAUGUACAAACUCAUUACGCAGCGAUUUGGAGAAUUUGCGAGGUGAAUGUUUGAUUAAAUUGCAAGACGCCACUGUCACUGUUUUCAAGCCGCUGGUAGUUGCCAGAAGUGCGUAUUUUGAGACGCUGUUCUCCAGCAGGUGGAAUUCAGACUUUGCAUCGUUACCUGACAUCAACUCGAUUGUGUUUGGGGUGAUUGUCAAGUAUCUUUACGGCGUGGAAUAUGAUGAGUUAUUCAAUGAUGUGGAACAAAUUGUCGACGUCACGUCGUUUAUUAACUUCGCACUUGAUGUUAUGGAUGCUGCUGAGCAGCUCAUUUUGGCGGAGCUGAGUGAUAUUUGCCAACUGUUGAUAAAGGAUUUCAUUAGCUUGGACAAUGUGCAACACCUUCUCCGCCACUCAUACAACAUGAAGGCCUACAAACUGUUUGCUAACUGCUUGUGGUUCAUCUACAACAACUUGGAUGUUCUUUUACUUGACCCAUGGUUUGGUGAGAUGGUUGAAGAAGAAGAUAAUGCAUUUUUAAAUACCGUCAAUGAUGCUUUGAAAUGGUUUGCAACCCUCAAAAACCACCACCGUGAGGCACCUGUUCUCUAUCUGCAAGACCAUCCGGAGCUUAUUCGCGAGAUGAUUGAUGACAUGGACAGUUAUAAUGCACACUUUAUUCAUCCUUUGCUUUGGGAUGUGUUUACACCUGUAUUCGAGGACCAGGCACCAGUGCCAAAGAUAAGUUCGGCGGAGCGCAGAAGACGGUCUUCUGCAAGACGUAUUGAGGAAAAUAAGGCCAACGUUCCCGGUGCAACGGUGAAACCGCGCACUUUGUCCAAGGCUCUUUAUUCUCAAAGAAUUGUUUCGCAAAGCACUGAAGAACUAGAUGAAAAUGCCAUCGCCGAUGAUGACGCAGAUCAUGAUCUUGUUUUGGUGGCAAGCAGGAAGUCGUCUGCAAGGUCCAGCUUCUCUGUAUCGAGUCCGAUUCCUAUGCAGAAAAGCGGGUCCAUCAGCAAUCCGAAAAAGGCUUCGCCUCCGCCAGCGUCGCCAAACAGUUCAGGCCAAGCAUCAGUCACCAUUCACCAGGAUACCCCAAACACCAGUGCGGGAAGUUUCUUAACGCUAGCCGAAUCUUACGGUUCUCCUGGAAAUCCUGGGUUCAAACUCAACAACCCUGUUCCUCCUGUUGUCAAGGCAAGCUCGAAAAGUAUGCCUCGUCUAUCGCAAAGGGAACGGAUCAAGAGAGGCAAGCAGCAACAGUCUUCGCCUACAGGCUUCAGUAUCAUGAACAAUGCUAAUGUAUGGGGGACUUCUUCUCCGGAUACUCCUUCAAAGCCUUACACCCUGGUGAACCAUACUGCUGUUCUUGCAUCUGUGCCGUCUUUUGAGAGCGUUUUGUUGGAGGAGAAGAUGCUUCAGGAGAAGCAGAACCCUCAGCCGGUGAGAUCAUUCGAAGAUAUACAAAACGAGGAGCGAUUUGAGCAAUGGUGGGCCCAGGAAAGCGAGCGAGUCCAACGAGAGCUCCAGCGGGCUCAGGAGGCGGAUAGGCCGCGUCAGAAUCGCCGAAACAGUCGCAAGUCCUCCAACUCUAAAGACAGUAGUCAAAGAGACGGCUCCAAAAAUAUACCCAGAAAGCACCAUCAGCGCCGAGCUGAUGCGAAAAUUGAGGUUAAAUGA
This is a messenger RNA of Ogataea haglerorum, 4263 nucleotides long. RefSeq lists its product as uncharacterized. The record is from RefSeq and is a predicted model, not a curated record. The coding region runs from base 1 to 4263 and encodes 1420 amino acids. The transcript has a single exon. NCBI's taxonomy places the organism in Eukaryota, Fungi, Ascomycota, Pichiomycetes, Pichiales, Pichiaceae. Gene Ontology annotation, molecular function: protein binding.